AUGGCGGACAUACUACAUCACGACGAGACCCGAUACCUGGACGACACAACCAUACAAACACUAUCGUACCUAGAGUCUCGCCUUAUGCGCAUCGAGCAUAUCCUCUAUGGUCAUGCAGCCCAUUCCUCGAACAUCGACGCUCUGCCCAAUGUCCAAAAUCUCGAACACCGCUUUGCUCAGCUCACACAGCGCUUCCGCACCUAUGGCGAGCUCCUAGACAUCUACAACGCGCAUCCAAACCUCUUCUCCGCCCCAUCGACAGACGCCGUCGCACCCCCCGAACUAUCCACCGCGGCUCUCGCGCAGAUGGUCCUCGCCUCCUCCUCCUUGUUCCCCUCCACUGCCUCCGCUCUAAACGCCAUCAGCGACACCCCCGUCGCCGAUCCAGCUUUAAGUGCCAACGUCAUAUCACUGCUCCCGCGGAUGCGCGCCGUGGAAGCGACCCAGAAGGCGCAGGCCGCCGAGGUUGCCGAGCUCAAGCGCCAGAGUGAGCUCUUGAUCAGGAGGUGGUACGAGCAGGGCGUCGUGGGGUACGGCGAUUUUGUUGCCGAUACCGAAAAACGCCUAGGUAGGGCUGAGAGGGCGAUUAGGCGGGCCGAGAAGGUCAGAGAGGAUGCGUGA
Messenger RNA from Truncatella angustata, 621 nucleotides. Its product is annotated as nuclear distribution protein. The record is from RefSeq and is a predicted model, not a curated record. The transcript has 2 exons. Gene Ontology annotation, cellular component: dynactin complex. Gene Ontology annotation, biological process: cytoskeleton-dependent cytokinesis. NCBI's taxonomy places the organism in Eukaryota, Fungi, Ascomycota, Sordariomycetes, Amphisphaeriales, Sporocadaceae. Bases 1 to 621 code for a protein of 206 amino acids.